Molecule: messenger RNA, 2205 nt
Organism: Condylura cristata (star-nosed mole)
Lineage: Eukaryota; Metazoa; Chordata; Mammalia; Eulipotyphla; Talpidae
Gene: PGBD5
Product: piggyBac transposable element derived 5
Exons: 7
Biological process (GO): non-replicative DNA transposition
Cellular component (GO): nucleus
Molecular function (GO): transposase activity
Source: RefSeq, a predicted model, not a curated record
GCCGAGGGCGGCGGGGGCGCGCGGAAGAGGGCGCCGGCGCUGCUGGAGGCGGCCCGCGCGCGCUAUGAGAGCCUGCACAUCUCGGACGACGUGUUCGGCGAGUCGGGCCCGGACAGCGGUGGGAACCCCUUCUACAGCACCUCCGCCGCCUCGCGAUCCUCUUCGGCUGCCUCCUCUGACGAUGAACGCGAGCACCCAGGCCCCCAGCGGGGUGCGGCCGUUCCGCGUGCCCCAGACGCGCAGGAGCCCGAAGAGGACGAGGCGAGCGCGGGCUGGAGCGCCACGCUGCGAGACCGUCCUCCCCCCCGCUUCGAGGACACGGGAGGUCCAACCCGAAAGAUGCCCCCCAGCGCCAGCGCCAUGGACUUCUUCCAGCUCUUCGUCCCGGAUAACGUCCUCAAGAACAUGGUGGUGCAGACGAACAUGUACGCCAAGAAGUUCCAGGAGCGCUUCGGCAGUGACGGCGCCUGGGUGGAGGUGACGCUCACGGAGAUGAAGGCCUUCCUGGGCUACAUGAUCUCCACCAGCAUUUCCCACUGCGAGUCUGUCCUCAGCAUCUGGAGCAGCGGCUUCUACAGCAACAGGAGCCUCGCCCUGGUCAUGAGCCAGGCCCGCUUCGAGAAGAUCCUCAAGUACUUCCACGUCGUGGCCUUCCGCUCCAGCCAGACCACGCACGGCCUCUACAAGGUCCAGCCGUUCCUCGACUCCCUGCAGAAUGGCUUCGACUCGGCCUUCAGGCCCUCCCAAACCCAGGUGCUACAUGAACCCCUGAUUGACGAGGACCCUGUGUUCAUCGCCACAUGCACGGAGCGGGAGCUUCGCAAGAGGAAAAAACGGAAAUUCAGCCUGUGGGUCAGGCAGUGUUCUUCCACUGGCUUCAUCAUCCAGAUCUACGUCCAUCUGAAGGAAGGAGGGGACCCCGAUGGGCUGGAUGCGCUGAAGAACAAACCCCAGCUCCACAGCAUGGUGGCACGGAGCCUGUGCCGGAACGCGGCGGGCAAGAACUACAUCAUCUUCACCGGGCCCAGCAUCACCAGCCUGACGCUGUUUGAAGAGUUUGAGAAGCAAGGGAUUUACUGCUGCGGCCUCCUCAGCUCCAGGAAGAGUGACUGCACAGGCCUGCCGCUGUCCAUGCUGACCAACCCGGCCAUCCCCCCAGCGCGGGGCCAGCAUCGGAUCAAGAUGAAGGGGAACAUGUCUCUGAUCUGCUGGUACAACAAGGGUCACUUCCGCUUCCUGACCAAUGCCUACUCGCCCGUACAGCAAGGCGUGAUCAUCAAGAGGAAGAGCGUGGAGAUCCCCUGCCCCUUGGCCGUGGAGGCGUUUGCUGCUCACCUGAGCUACAUCUGCAAAUAUGACGACAAGUACAGCAAGUACUUCAUUUCUCAUAAACCCAACAAGACCUGGCAGCAGGUGUUCUGGUUUGCCAUCAGCAUCGCCAUCAACAACGCCUACAUCCUCUACAAGAUGUCGGAUGCCUACCAUGUGAAGAGGUACAGCCGGGCACAGUUUGGUGAGAGACUUGUGCGGGAGCUUCUGGGGCUGGAGGACACCUCCCCCACCCACUGAUGCGAAGGGCCAGGGCUUGGGUAAGGACCAGGUCGGGGGAGAGGUGAGAGGAGGAAGAAAGCCUGCCGUCUGCCGUCUGACCUGUCUAGCCAGAGACCCCGAGCGGCCCUGGGGUGUGGCUGAAGCCUGGGAGGGGUGCUCAAGGCCUCUGGAGGGGUGAGGAGGGACCUGGUCAGAGGAGGACUGCUAUCCUGGCUUCCACUCAAAGAAGAGACGUCCUCCCUCCGGGCCUGGCUGCCCGCCUCGUGAUGAGCGUCCUGCAGGGGCAGGGCCACAGACCAGACUCCUCCAUCCUCCACGCGACGGCCAGUCCUGCUGCUCUGUCCUCGGGACACCCCUGCAAGGGCCGGGGAAGGCUGUGGAAACCAAAGGCACCCGGGACGGGGUGAGCCCCGUAGCGCCCUCUGCUGGGAGCGCCUGCACACCUGCUUUGCAAAGGUGAAGACACUCGGCGCGUGGCUCCAUCUCCCGCCAUGUCUACAGUGACGGUGAGGAGAAGCAAAGAUGGGCUCUGUCUGCGGAGACGGCCCGGCGUGCUUAGAGUGGGCCUCAAAGACACACCAACUGGGGUGCCAUUAAAACACCGCGAUGAAGCGGACGCGGCGGCCUGUUCUGACCUGUCGUCCGGCGGCUGGA